This is a messenger RNA of Mastomys coucha (southern multimammate mouse), 1681 nucleotides long. RefSeq names its product uroporphyrinogen III synthase (gene Uros). The transcript is spliced from 10 exons. The record is from RefSeq and is a predicted model, not a curated record. Gene Ontology annotation, biological process: uroporphyrinogen III biosynthetic process. Lineage: Eukaryota; Metazoa; Chordata; Mammalia; Rodentia; Muridae. Gene Ontology annotation, molecular function: uroporphyrinogen-III synthase activity. The coding region runs from base 268 to 1065 and encodes 265 amino acids.
GACCAUAAAACCAGUCUGACCAGGUUGGCUGUCCCAGAUUGGCAGUAAAUACGGUCUAGCUGGGAUGUAUAUAAAGGGAAAGUUUCUGGAUAAAAAGCAUUUAAAACUGUACAAUCGGACAAAGCAGGUAGCCUUUAAUCAACUACAGAGGGCCAGCAUGACCUUGGCUGUGUAGAAGGUGAAGAGCUGCUGUAGGGAAGAGGAGACACUAAACUUCGCAGGUCUUUGAAAUUAAGGAAGCGUCUUUUAUAAAGGCUGCCAGGUACAAUGAAGGUUCUCUUACUGAAAGACGCCAAGGAUGAUGACAGUGGCCAGGAUCCAUAUAUCCAGGAACUGCGAUUGUGUGGCCUGGAAGCUACACUGAUUCCUGUUCUGUCAUUUGAGUUUAUGUCUCUCCCCAGUUUGUCAGAAAAGCUGUCUCAUCCCGAAGGCUUUGGAGGACUCAUUUUCACCAGCCCCAGGGCAGUGGAAGCCGUGAAACUGUGUCUGGAGAAGGACAAUAAAACUGAAGCCUGGGAGAAGUCGCUGAAAGACAGAUGGAAUGCCAAGUCUGUGUAUGUGGUUGGAAGUGCCACUGCUUCUCUAGUGAAUAAACUUGGCCUGGAUGCAGAAGGAGCGGGCAGUGGAAAUGCAGAAAAGCUUGCUGAAUAUAUUUGCUCAAAGCCGUCUUCAGAACUGCCUCUUCUCUUUCCCUGUGGAACUAUCAAAGGAGAUACUCUUCCAAAAAUGCUCAAGGACAAAGGGAUUCCCAUGGAAAGCAUGCAUGUCUAUCAGACAAUUCCACAUCCUGGAAUCCAAGGGAGCCUGGAGAGCUACUAUGAAAAUCAGGGUAUUCCAGCCAGCAUCACGUUCUUCAGUCCCUCCGGCCUUAAAUACAGCCUCGAGUAUAUUCAGGUGUUAUCUGGUGGCAGCUUUGAUCAGAUUAAGUUGGUAGCCAUUGGCCCCAGUACAACUCGUGCUAUGGCUGCCAAGGGCCUGCCUGUGAGCUGCACUGCAGAAAGCCCCACACCACAAGCCCUGGCUGCAGGCCUCAGGAAAGUGCUGAAGCCAAGCAACUGCUGCUGAGGUCUGUGCCGAGCCAGCUCCUUCCCUGCGCCUCUAGGGUGGAAUCCAGAUUCAGAGAGGAGCUCUGGAGAAGCUGCCUGUGAGCAUGGCACCGUCCUCCAUGGAGCCCAGCCUGGAACCUAGGCCAGGUCCACUGGCCAUUAGACCUGGGGAAAAGAGAGCUUCCUGUGCCUAGAAAGAAGGAAAUGAAAUCGACUACGUGGUUACUUGUGCUUGCUGCCCACUCUUACAAACUGUAUUUCUUUUAUGCUUGUCAGUGUCUUGUCUGCAUGUGCAUCUGUGUGCCGUGUGCAUACCCGGUGCCUGGAGAAGAAGGUGAGGGUGGCAGAUCCCCUCGAACUGGAGUUAGAGACAGCUGUGAGCCGCCAUCUGGGUGCUAGGAAUUGAACCCAGGUCCUCGGAAAGAAUAAGUACUCUCAGCCACUGAGUCAUAACUCCAGCCCACUAUUAUCAUCUGUGGUUCUCUGAUGAUGAUAGAGUGGUGUUCUGGGGCAACAGAACACCAUAUUUCUCUGAUGCUGGCCUGGUAAGAAUGAUAAAUCGCUAUGUGUGAAGUAGAUUUAGCCAUCAUUCAUUACGUAAACAAAUAAAUAAAUAAAUAAAAUAGGACUGAGCG